AUGGAGGACAACGAAAGAGAUCAGCGGGCACCUGAAACGACUCAGGCGGAGAAGAAUCUGAACGAUUGGCUUCCGAUCACCAAAUCUCGUAACGGAAACUGGUGGUACUCCGCCUUUCACAAUGUCACCGCCAUGGUCGGCGCCGGCGUUCUUGGUCUCCCUUACGCCAUGUCGCAGCUCGGAUGGGGACCGGGAGUGGCGGUGAUUGUACUGUCGUGGAUAAUAACGCUGUACACGCUGUGGCAGAUGGUGGAGAUGCACGAGAUGGUGCCGGGGAAGCGGUUCGAUCGGUACCAUGAGCUAGGGCAGCACGCGUUCGGGGAGCGGGUAGGGCUGUGGGUGGUGGUGCCGCAGCAGCUGAUGGUUGAAAUAGGGGUGAAUAUUGUGUACAUGAUUACGGGCGGCAACUCAUUGAAGAAGGUCCAUGAUUUGGCCUGCCAUGGCUGCAGGCCCAUUAAGUCCACUUACUUUAUAAUGAUGUUUGCUUCUGUCCAUUUCUUUCUCUCGCAUCUCCCUAGCUUCAACUCCAUCACUCUCGUCUCCCUCGCCGCCGCAGUCAUGUCCUUGAGCUACUCAACCAUUGCAUGGGCAGCAUCGUUUCACAAAGGUCCCCUCCCAGACGUGAACUACGGACACAGAGCCUCAACCACAACAGGCAACAUCUUCAACUUCUUCUCAGCCUUAGGCGACGUCGCCUUCGCAUUCGCAGGCCACAACGUCGUCCUCGAGAUUCAAGCCACCAUCCCAUCCACCCCCGACCGCCCGUCCACCAACCCGAUGUGGAAGGGCGUCAUAGUCGCAUAUCUAGUAGUCGCCCUAUGCUAUUUCCCCGUCGCCCUAGUCGGCUACUGGGUAUUCGGCAACUCCGUCCAAGACAACAUCCUCAUCUCCCUCAACCGCCCCGUAUGGCUCAUCGUUGUAGCUAACCUCUUCGUUGUCAUUCACGUCAUCGGCAGCUACCAGAUCUUCGCUAUGCCUGUUUUCGAUAUGUUGGAGUCUUUCCUCGUUAAGCAAAUGAAAUUCAAACCCUCCCGCUGCCUCCGCUUCAUCACUCGAACAACUUACGUCGCUCUUACCAUGUUCAUAGCCAUGACAUUCCCCUUCUUCGGUGGGCUUCUAAGUUUCUUUGGAGGCUUUGCAUUUGCUCCCACAACAUACUACCUGCCUUGCAUCAUGUGGCUUGCCAUCAAAAAGCCAAGACGCUACAGCCUUUCAUGGUUUACAAACUGGAUUUGCAUCGUUAUUGGAGUGUUGUUGAUGGUUUUGGCGCCCAUUGGAGCACUCAGGAACAUCAUUCUUCAAGCUAAGACCUUCAAAUUUUACUCUUGAUUCAUUCAUUUUAGUUUGUAAAUUCCU
Cucurbita moschata (crookneck pumpkin) is the source of this 1356-nucleotide messenger RNA. RefSeq names its product lysine histidine transporter 1-like. The coding region runs from base 1 to 1329 and encodes 442 amino acids. The record is from RefSeq and is a predicted model, not a curated record. Gene Ontology annotation, cellular component: plasma membrane. Lineage: Eukaryota; Viridiplantae; Streptophyta; Magnoliopsida; Cucurbitales; Cucurbitaceae. The transcript has 6 exons.